AAAAACCGCGAGAGUCGAGAGCUGAGAGCAGUUGGCAACGGACUUUCAUCGAAUGCGGCCACGAAUUAUGCAGAACUAAGAAAACGCAUAUUGAACAGUGCAACGCACCUCAAAAGAUUUGAAAAAAAGAGAAACAAUCAAUGUGAUAGUGAAACCUAUAUGCAACAAAUACAGAUGUAACUGCAGCUGCCUCGAAUAAAAGUGACAAUAAGAGUGACAGUAACUGCUACACGUAUAUAGUAAAUAACAGAAAAUUAACGGAGAGUGUUGAGAAUUCAAAUGUCAGUGAAAUAGAUUUUUGAUUGUGUCGGUUUAUGUUUUUAUAUAAGAGGCAAAAAGCAUUAUUUUUAAUUUCGCUGUUGAUAAUAUGCAAAAGUGUAGGCAAGAAACACACAAAACACACAAAAUAAAUAAAGAAUUGAAAAGAAUUGAGGCGAAUUUCACAAAAGCAAAAACCUAGACAAAACACAGUCAGAACUAAACAAAAUACUAUUCGCAUAUUUGCAAGCUUUACAUUGAUAUAAAACAAAAUCUGAUGUGAGUUAACUGAUUGAAACAAACACUCCUGAGAAACAUUCUAAAUAUUAUUCGCGAAAUUAAACACAUGUAAAACGCAAAUUCAACUGCAAAUCGUCAACAAAAAUGUCUAAAAGACCACGAGGGCACAUACACAAAAUUCGAGAAUUCGAAUUGGAGAAGAUACAACUAGUGGAUGAGUUUGAUAUCAUUCAAAUUGUGGGUGAAGGAUGGUUUGGAAAGAUAUUGCUGGUCGAGCAUCGCGGAUCUCAAACUGAAAUGGUACUGAAGGCGGUUCCUAAGCCAUAUGUGACAUUACGUGAUUUCUAUCGCGAAUUUCAUUAUGGACUCCAUUUGGGCGUGCAUCGGCAUAUUGUAACCACCUACGAUGUGGCCUUUGAGACGGCUGGUUUUUAUGUAUUCACCCAGGAAUAUGCACCACUGGGUGAUCUUACUUCAAAUGUAACUGAGACGGGCGUAGGGGAAGUCUACAGCAAACGCGUGGCUAAGCAGUUGGCAUCCGCCAUAGAUUACAUGCAUUCAAAAGACAUAGUGCAUCGCGAUAUCAAACUAGAUAAUGUGCUCAUAUAUCGUUCGGACUUUCAACGCAUCAAACUUUGUGAUUUUGGCGAGUCUUUCCAAACUGGUACCGCAGUGGAACGGCGCAAUGAAUGGUUGCCCUACAGUCCACCAGAAGUAUUAGAAGUUAAGCCCGAAGGCACCUACAAGGCCGAUCCCAGUCACGACGUUUGGCAAUUUGGUAUCGUAAUAUUCGUUUGCCUGACAGGAUGUUUGCCCUGGCAAAAGGCUUGUUCGGAGGAUCCUCGCUAUAUGCGCUAUAUGGUCUGGCAAGGGAGUAUAAUGAUGAUGCCACUGCGACGUACACCCAAACUUUUCAAGUUGUUGACCUCCCGAGCGCAGCGAAUGUUUAAACGCUUUCUGGAGCCGCGAAGUGGCAACCGACCAAAGGGCUUGGGAGAUUUGACAAAGUUCAUGGAUGAUCGCUGGUUGGCCAAGACGGCGGAGAAGGAAAUGGCCGAAUAUGAGACAGACGAACUGUGUCCUUCUAUGUAUUCCUUUCACAGCAGCCCGGACGAGAAGAAUCGCCUGCUUUACACAUUGGCCGAUUGCGGAAUUGAAACUAAUGUAGAUCGUCAGCUCAAGAAGAAUCGCAUAAAAGACUGGAUCGAGUCGUCUAUCAUAACAGAGGAGGAUGAAGAAGAGAACGAGGAGACUAAUUCGGCAUCGCCAACAUCGUCAAUCUCACGCGAGCCUAUGCCGGGUCACAUUUCCUCAAUACGGCAGCCACAGCAGCUGGAGAAAUCCAAAGAGAUUAAGAGUACACUGAAAGAUGCCACACAGAAACACUUUGAUCCUCGCACGGGCGCACUGCAGCAAGGACCCAGCGAAAUGGGAAUGGCCUUGCACUCAUCCAAGUCCGUUAACCUGGCGUCAUCAUCGACGCUCAACAAUGCAGAUAGUUUGCUUACUCUGGGCUCUAGGCAGGAUAUGCUGGCCAGCAAUUUGACCAUUUAUAAUUCUAUGGAAAUGGAGCUGAACCGCUUAGUCAAAGACAGCGCGUAUGGAUCUGCCGAUGUGAACGACCCGAUGAUGUCCACCACACACCAUCCACAUCAUCCCCAUAGCACUGCGCGACAAAUGGUUUACAAUGGAGCACGUGAAUCGAACAUGAAGGACACGGCCUACGAUCGUGUUGUGGUCACCAACAGUAACAGCAACAGCGUGCGAAAGCGCAGAUAG
Molecule: messenger RNA, 2277 nt
Organism: Drosophila innubila
Lineage: Eukaryota; Metazoa; Arthropoda; Insecta; Diptera; Drosophilidae
Product: serine/threonine-protein kinase meng-po
Exons: 9
Coding region: 643-2277 (544 amino acids)
Biological process (GO): peptidyl-threonine phosphorylation; peptidyl-serine phosphorylation
Molecular function (GO): protein serine/threonine kinase activity; ATP binding
Source: RefSeq, a predicted model, not a curated record